Acanthosepion pharaonis is the source of this 789-nucleotide messenger RNA. The record is from the annotation of a GenBank genome assembly. NCBI's taxonomy places the organism in Eukaryota, Metazoa, Mollusca, Cephalopoda, Sepiida, Sepiidae.
AUGAUCUGCUCAAAUAUCGGUUUAUUUUUCUCUUCUCUUUUUAUUUUCUAUACAUCUUAUCUUUCAUUUUCUCUCUGUGUCUUCCUUAUUUUAUCUCUUUCUCUCCUUCUCUUUUUAAUUGUUCCUUUAACCACCUCCUCAUCCUUCUCCCCUUUGCUCCUUCCUUACCCUCUUUAUUUUCUCUUGUCCUUUCUUUUAUUUCUCUCUCGACGUCUUCCUCGAUACUACCGCUCUUUUCUUCUCCCCUCUCUUCUUUUCCGUUCCUUAAAAUAUCCCAUAUCUACUUUCUUUCUUUCUUUCUUUCUUUCUUUCUUUCUUUAUUUAUUUAUUUAUUUAUUUCUUACAUUCUUUCUUUCUCCAUAUCUUCAUUCUUUCUUCCUUUUUUCUUUCUUUCUUUCUUUCUUUCUUUCUUUCUUUCUUUCUUAUUUCCCCAAUAAUUUUUCCUCACAUAUCACUCUUUGCCCUUUUUUUCAUUCCUUUGUUUGUUCUUUUCAUAAAUCUUUUAAAUAUGGUUCUUCUUCUUCUUCUUCUUCUUCUUCUUCUUUCUUUCUUUCUUUCUUUCUUUCUUUUUCAUUCACUGUUUUGUACACUUUCAGUCCUUUUUUUGAUUUCUCCUUUGACUUUGACUUUUUUUUUCUCUUAUUAAUUCUCUUUUUUUCGUUUUCCUUAUAUUUUUCAUUCUCAUUUUAUUGUUUAAUCAUAUUUUCUCUUCUUUCUUUUGUUCAUUUUUCGUUCCGUUUUUCUUUUCUUUUUCUUUUUUCCGACUUUUUCUAUAAUUCCUUAUUAUAA